AUAAUCAGAUUUUCUCCCCCAACCUUCAUUUAAUUUUCCCAGCCCGCCGCAACCUCCACACCGCACCCCCCUCUCUCCUUUCCGCUUCUCCUCUCCUCCUCCCCUUUUACUUCUCCUUCUCUUCUUCAUCUUGUUCUUCUUCUACCUAUACUCAUCUCCAUGCGCAUACCCACGGCUAUGGCGAUUUCCUCGAGUCAUUUCUGGUGACAGCUCCAAUUUCUGUAAUUGGUCCAACUUUUCCCCCUUUAUUCUCUCUAUUCUAGUAAAUAAAUUCGAGAGAACUCUGUACUCUGAAGAUAACGAUUACUAUAUACACAUAUUAGCCAAAUCUGAGAAACAGCCAUGGUUUGUGCAAACGUAUAAUCGAGAUUUGCUACUUUCAAGAAGUUGAAGCGGACGGGCGAUUCCAUUUGUUUAACAUGCGUUUACGAGUGCAUAGUACGUUCAGUUUGCUCUACAUUCUUAGUAUUAUUUUCAAUGGUCGAACUUCCAGCCAGAGUCAAAUGGCUGACAGCAAAUUUCUGAACGUUGGGGAGGAGCUGUUGAGGGAAACCCUACCACUACAAAUGGGUUUGCGCCUUUACCAGCUACAAGGACUCAAACCUUAUACGUGGUAUGAAGUGAAGAUAUCAUAUCCAGCUUCUAUACCGGCUAGCUUUUCCUUACAACUGAAGAGAGGCAAAUCGAACUCGGUGCUGAAUCACUACAGAAGAUUACUCAAUACUGAAAAGCUCAUUUUCAGAACUGAAAGUCUCGAAUCACUUAGCAAUGAGGAUGGUAUCUAUGUGUUGGUGACUGUGGAACCUGAGGGGAUUGUUGCUAUACCACAUGUUCAGGAGAGGCUGUUCAUCAUCUUUAAUAUAGUUUGUGAUGAACUACUGCUGGGCAUCCCGCAUAAAGCUUGGUGGGUUGUGGUCUUGGUGUUUCUUUGCCUUGGAUUGGCAUUCAUCAUUCCAUCUUUUCUUCCAUCAUAUCUGCUGCAGGAGAGCCAAAGCCCACGAAUAAAGCAAAAAUUUCCCAAGGCUUCUUGAAAUUCCGCUCAAGAAAAAUGUUUGGCUCGGAUUUCCCUCCCGUCUUCAUUUGUUGGGGCGCACUUUGCUAUUAGUUCAGGAGUAUAUAAUACUAGCCUAGCGCAGGGUUGGCAAAGUGCGCAGGGUUGCUGUUUCCGAAAUUGAUCGCAAAUGGUUUUUCUUCAGCUUGGGGUGGAAAAACGUAAACCUGCCUCUUGAAUAGGGUUGUACGAAACUGUCCGAGUCGUCCUUCUUACUUUUUCUGAGAGGUAGAUAAAAAUUUACUAAUCUAGUGCUCGACCAUGCAAAUUAA
This is a messenger RNA of Carya illinoinensis, 1323 nucleotides long. RefSeq lists its product as uncharacterized. The coding region runs from base 420 to 1031 and encodes 203 amino acids. Lineage: Eukaryota; Viridiplantae; Streptophyta; Magnoliopsida; Fagales; Juglandaceae. The record is from RefSeq and is a predicted model, not a curated record. The transcript has 6 exons.